UAUUAAAGCAGUGCAAUGUUAAAAGGGCAUUGGCCAGGGAUUUUUCUCAAAGGUUUAAGAUCUAAUCCUAAUUCCUGGGACCCUAUCAGUAUUGCCUCUGCUGUCCACUAUGUUCAGAGUAGUGCAAUAUUGCUAAUAGGGUUUCAGGUUUUAGGCUGUACCCUUAUCCUCCAGUUCCAGAAAGCGGAGGCUGAUAUAGAAUACGUGGAAAAGCGGCUGAAAUUUGACUUUGUGAGCAAUGCUCGAGAGGCUGGCUCAUUUGAGGGAAACCCAGUUCAGUUGCUGGAGAACCUGUCGGCUAUCAAAGCACGUCAUGCAGCCCUGUGUGCGCAGGUGGAGGAGAUUGCCGCAGAACAGAAACGAUCCAUGGACUCCAUACGAGCUCACCUGGACACUACGGUGCAGCUGGUUCAACACUUACAGACCACAGCAGAUAUAGAGGUUCCACCACUGACAAAAGAAGAAGAAGAAGCGAAGGAGGCUCUCUGCUCUUCCAUAGCUGCAUUAAGUGUAGAGGCCGUACCCACAUCAGAAUCUCAAAUUCAAGCGCAGUCCGAGUCACAAAGUACACAUGAGGAGGUAACUGAGGGCACUUUUGAGACGGUCCCUCGAAGUGUACGCGGUAACCUGAAGCUGAAUGACCUCAACACACUCUAUAAGCAAUUAACAGAGUACUUCUCAGAUAAAAACAGAGGACCGAUAAGCACUCAAAGGAUGAAGAAACUGAAUAUGAAAGUCAGUGAUUCUGGUUUGAAAACCUUACAGCACCUCAAGCUGAUCGAACUGGACAGGAAAGGACUUGUUUCAUUGCUUUCAAGAGACUGAGAUGUCUAUGUAUGUCUAUUUUAAAAUUGGACAAGAAUGACUGAAUCAAGAUGAUGUAUUUCAAAACAUUUCUUUUGUUAAACUUAUGAGAAAAAGGGCAGAAACACUUAGUUUUAACUGAUUGUUUGUUCUAUUUCUUUUGCAUAACAUUACUCUGCUGUAACUGCAAUUAUGGACCUGAUGUAGAAUCUUUAGAUUUAUUUCAUUAAUAAGAUUUGUCUUGUCCUGUUUUUGUAAAGUAAAACAGCUGUUUUUAAAUUUUAGAAAAGACAAAUCACAUCCGACAAGAAAUACAUUUGACUGUAUAUAUUGUAAUAUUUUGGAAAUUGUUGUUGUAAGUUUGAGUAUGCAAUAAAAUGUAUUUGUUUUGUA
Misgurnus anguillicaudatus (oriental weatherfish) is the source of this 1197-nucleotide messenger RNA. It is a transcript of the gene ska2, whose product is annotated as spindle and kinetochore associated complex subunit 2. Gene Ontology annotation, molecular function: microtubule binding. The record is from RefSeq and is a predicted model, not a curated record. Gene Ontology annotation, biological process: cell division; mitotic cell cycle; chromosome segregation. NCBI's taxonomy places the organism in Eukaryota, Metazoa, Chordata, Actinopteri, Cypriniformes, Cobitidae. Gene Ontology annotation, cellular component: outer kinetochore; spindle microtubule.